AUGCCGAGGAGGAGGCCGCGCAGCUGCGCGCGCGAGGAGGCGGAGCGAGAGGCGGCGUCCGCGGUGGCCGAGCUGGCGGCGCGCAAGCACCAGCACGUCGAGGAGGCGAGGCUGACGGGCGAGGAGACGGACGCUGCGAUCCGAGCACUGCGGGCGCAGCUCCGAGACGCGCGGGAGCAGCACGAGCGCUCUGCGGCGGAGGCGGAGGCGCUGCUCGGAGAGCAAGAGGAGCUGAGCCGCCGCUACCGCCACGAGGCGACCGAGCUCGCCCAGCGCUCCGAAGGGCUCGUCGUCGAGCUGCGGUCCGAGGCGAGCAGCGAGCGGACUCGCGCCGUCGACGCGGAGCUCCGCGCGGCGCGGCAGGAGCUGUCGCGGCUGCGCGGCGCAGAGGCGCAGCACAGGGCGACGGCGCACGCGUGGGCGUACGAGCGCAAGCAGCUGCUUCGGCAGGCGGACGGGCCGCCGCGCAAGAGCCGCAAGGAGGACCCGCACGCGGCGGCGGUGCGGCAGGUGGAGAAGGCGAUGGCGCGGGCGAGGGUCGCGCAGCAACAGCAGCAGAAGCGCGUGCCGCCGCAGCCGCGGCUGCAGAGCCAGGCAGUGCAACAGUGA
This is a messenger RNA of Emiliania huxleyi CCMP1516, 609 nucleotides long. RefSeq lists its product as hypothetical. NCBI's taxonomy places the organism in Eukaryota, Haptophyta, Isochrysidales, Noelaerhabdaceae. The record is from RefSeq and is a predicted model, not a curated record. The transcript has 4 exons. Bases 1 to 609 code for a protein of 202 amino acids.